UCAUUUGUACCAGUUUGUGCUGCGAUGUUUCCUUCACACGCUUUCAUUCCUCUGGUUACUCUUCAGCGUCUACAGUCUACGGUUUCAGUGCGACGGGUGCGUCGCGUCAAUUGUGAUGGUAGUAGUAUCAUAAGAAAAGUUAUUUCCUCGCUUAAACUGUGUUAUAUCAUUAGAAAUCACGUAAACCAUCAUGUUUACUCUGUUCUACAUAAUAACGGCAUUAAUAAUAUGUAAUGUUACAAACGGUGAUCUUAACAAUAAGUUACAGUGCAGAGACGAAAAUAAUGCAGCAGUAGAUUGGUAUGUGCUUUACAAGUUACCAAAAGUUCAUACGAGCAGUAAUCCUCUGAUUAGAGAAGGUCAUGCUUAUCUGUACAUAACAAAUGCGACGAUCGAAUCUGGUUGGCGAUUGUCGACCAAAUCCAUCGGUUCUAACGAUUCUAUCCCUGGAAUCACAUUAGCGCCGCUUUACAAUCGUAGCAGCGAGGAGGAUGCUUUAUGGAAUUUAUAUAACGAUAGCCCGCCGAACGCAUCGUACGUGUGGAACCAUGGGCAUACAAAAGGUGUAGUGAUGGUAAAUAGUGAUCAGGGCUUUUGGUUAAUUCAUAGCGUUCCGAGUUUUCCUCCGGUGCCGAGAGCCGGUGUGCAAACUCGGCCGUUAAACCUGGAAAAUGUAACUAUCGAAGGCGCGUACAGUUAUCCGGAUAGCGGCACGUUUUACGGGCAAAGUUUUUUAUGCGUUUCUCUCGGCGGCGAUCAGUUCAAUAUCGUCGGCGAACAAUUAAUGUACAAUGAAAUCGGGGUGUACGCGAAGAAUAUACCAGAAAUCCUUGGCAAGCAGUAUCCAGCGUUAAAGAACGCGACUAAUCAGAAGCGCAUUAAACAGCCCCCUUACAACCAUAAAGCUCUGAUAACGACGUUGGGAUCUCUCGAACUUACCUCGUUCGCCAAGUCCGGAAAAUGGGGAAAAGAUCUCUACGGUGAUUUCGUUGCGCCACAAUUGCAGUCGGACUUGUACGUCCAAUCGUGGCUGAACGGCCGGGGUAAACUGCCGACAACUUGUCAUCGUAGAAAAAUAUACAAUGUAAAAACUCUUAAAGUCGACGCGGCAAACGUAGACUUUCCUAGUAGCCGCGAUCAUUCCAAAUGGGCCAUCACGGUCAACACAAAAUCAUCGAAUCAUUGGGCUUGUAUUGGCGAUAUUAACAGAGCUGACACGCAGUAUUCUCGAGGCGGUGGGACCGUGUGCUUUGAGGACGACCGUUUGUGGAGAGAUUAUCGCGACAUUGUGAAUGACGUGGAGCCUUGUCACAAUACGUAUUGACUUCAGUAAAUUGUACCAUUAAUUCGUAAUUUCUGCAAUAAACAUUAAUCAAAUAUGCAUAUA
This is a messenger RNA of Ceratina calcarata, 1387 nucleotides long. It is a transcript of the gene DNaseII, whose product is annotated as deoxyribonuclease II. NCBI's taxonomy places the organism in Eukaryota, Metazoa, Arthropoda, Insecta, Hymenoptera, Apidae. The record is from RefSeq and is a predicted model, not a curated record. The transcript is spliced from 7 exons. Gene Ontology annotation, biological process: apoptotic DNA fragmentation. The coding region runs from base 191 to 1324 and encodes 377 amino acids. Gene Ontology annotation, molecular function: deoxyribonuclease II activity.